Messenger RNA from Egretta garzetta (little egret), 4413 nucleotides. RefSeq names its product nucleolar protein 11 (gene NOL11). Gene Ontology annotation, biological process: maturation of SSU-rRNA. NCBI's taxonomy places the organism in Eukaryota, Metazoa, Chordata, Aves, Pelecaniformes, Ardeidae. The coding region runs from base 1 to 2046 and encodes 681 amino acids. The transcript is spliced from 18 exons. Gene Ontology annotation, molecular function: RNA binding. The record is from RefSeq and is a predicted model, not a curated record. Gene Ontology annotation, cellular component: nucleus; nucleolus.
AUGCUUCCACCCCGAAGCCGCAGGGUUUCAGAUCAGAAGCCCCUAGGCUGUUGGUCGGUUAAACAUGGGCAAAUUAUCACAUGUCCAGUUGUAUGCAACUUUGAAACUGGUGAAUAUAUAGCUGUGCACGAUGACAAGGUUUUAAGAAUAUGGAAGAACAAAGAUGUUAACUUGGACAAAGUAUUUAAAGCAACGCUUUCAGCUGAUGUGUACAGAAUACACUCACUCCCCAAUGGAGGGCCAGUGGUACUAUUCAAAGGAGGUGGUGUUCGAACUUUAGAUGCCCUUUUGGAAGCCCCACAACAAGAAAUUGAAAACGUUAUCUCAGAUGAAGUCAUCAAGUGGAGUGAAGCUUUUAUGGAGGGUCAACAACCUGUCUUAAUAUUCGCUACUGAGAAAGAUGGGGAUUUUUUUGUCUACGUACAGAAACUUAAGAUGAAUGGUCUACACAAAUACAAGCUUGAACAACAGGAAUUAUCUAAACCACUGAGUUUCACGGCACAUAUAAAAAAUCAAAUAAUCACACUUCUGUGUUUGUGUUCCAAUGACUCUGUGUACAAAGUUCUGAUACCUCUGCACCAAAAUACUGACGAGGAAGAGCAAGUUUUGUCCAAGUCACUACUGCUAAACCUUUCAGUACCUGGAAGUGUUCUAAAAGGAACUUCUUUGGUUGUUCUGGAUAAAGACCACGUCGCAGUAUUAGGAAGUCUAGCUGUGUCCGGUGAAGAAUCCAAAGAGUGCCUAACAAUAUGGAAUACAAAAUUUCAGACAUUGCAAACUUCAAAGGAACUGCCCCUGGGAACCAGCGGACAACUGUGGUGUUAUGAGGAAAAAUUUUUUUUUACUCAUGGGAAAGUGCUAACAGUAAUUAUGUACAAGUGUGAAACGUCAUCCUUGGCAGCUGCUGUGGGAAAGCUCAAGGACAGUCAAACCCCUGAUGUGUCUUCGUUUGUAAACUGGAAUACCCUUGCAGAUGAAGAGCUGGUGGUUUCCUUUCAGUCACAGCAGUCUGUAGCUCUAAAAUCUGAGUCCAAAAUGACUUUAAGAUCAAAAAAGAAUGCUGUUGCAAAAGUACAGGCAGAUACCUUAUCUGUUGGACAGCUCUUACUAAAUCUAAAAGAUGCUCCGACAACUGUAUUUGAAGAUGAAUUGAGACAAUUGGUGUCAAAAGCACAGAUGCCAGAUUUCCAAGCCACCAUUGGAUGUGUAGUAACUGCCCUUAUAAACAGAUGUAAAACAAAUCCGAAGUACUACCCUCGAAAUUUCCUGCUACAGAUAGUCCAAACCCGAGACUUGUCUUACAGUUUAUGUCCAGAUUUAAUGGCACUUGCUUUGGAGAAAAAAGAUGUGCAUCUCUUACAAACCUGCUUACAACGGUUUCCAGAUAUUCCUGAAGAAAUUACUUACACUUGCUUGAAAGUAUUUUUAAGCAUUAGUGAAGCCUAUCUUCAAAGAAUAGAUGUGAAUCUAGAAUCUGUAAUCUGUUACAUUGAUAUUGAAUUCAACAAUAAAGAAGUUAAGACUGAAAUUGUAGAAAAUGGUUUCAAUGCAGAGCUGGAACAAGACAUCUGGGAUACUAAAAUCACAAAGGAAACCCAUCUGACGGCUGAUGGUGAAUUCUGCCCUGUUGGACCACAGAAGGCAGCAUUAUUAAAUGCUGUUCUCCAUUCAGCUUACAGUGAAACAUUUCUUUUGCCUCAUCUGAAAAACCUCCCAGCUCAGCAAGCUGUUCUGUUUCUCAGGUAUUUAUACUACCUGUAUGUGAAAUGCAGUGAAAAAAUUAAUACCACUCUUCCCGGAAUACGCUCUCCAACUAUAAAUCAGAUUAUGGAUUGGAUGUGCCUGUUACUUGAUGCUCACUUCACAGUUAUGGUGAUGCUACCAGAAGCAAAACAGUUGCUUUCAAACCUUCAUAAGUUUGUGAGGGCCCAAGUCCGAUUCUACUCCGAACUCAACAAGAUUGAAGGAAGUUUGCGAGAAUUACAAAGACUUAAUCACCAGAAAGACUCUCAGACAUAUUCUAUUGAAGUGCUGGAACUGAUUUGAAUUUGAAAUUAAUUAUUAACAAAUUUAUUUUUUAUUGAUUCCUUUUACAAUGAGGAUGUAUUAGCACUCCAUAUUGGGGAUGUGAAAAGUUGUUUUCUACCUAGGAGGAGCACGGUUACUCUGUAGCUACAUGGGAGUUGUAAGUUUGACACUCAUGUAUUAAAAGCUCUCUUUUUGACUGGAUGAGAAGCUGGAUGCUUGCUUAUAUUUUCAUGUAUAAUUUUGAUAUGCAAACAUAAGAACAUCCUAAAAUGCCACAUGAUUCUUGGCAAAGAAUUAGUAGAAUAUUUGCAGUAAGGCUUUAACAGAUGUUUCAUCAAAUGAAUUGACUUUUUUAUUCGACUUGCUUCUUUUUUACUUAAUAGUUGAAGUCUCUAAUUAGAUUCUUCAGAGUCCUCUCAUCUCCACGCAGGUUAUGAACUAAAGCAAACUCAAAUGAGUUCCAUCUAUUUGGAUUUUUCUAUUUUUAAGUUGUUUUUACUUUGUCCAAGGAUGCCGUUGGCAUUUACAGACUUAUCUUAAACAGGGAAGGGAGCUUAAGUGUAGGUACAGGGUUGUUACCUAACUCACACUGCUUUCUCUCUCCUGUGUGUCACGGUAUCGCAACUUGUUAGUGUACCCUUUCGUGCUUUCCUUUCCAGUCCAACCAGGUCCUCUUAUGCUGCUUUUAAAAAAAAAUUGAGGGAGGGUGUUGUGUGGCAAUUAGUAGCUAAAAUCUUGAAUGACAGUAAUUUAAAGCUGGCUUGAUGCAUCUCAUAUCUGAGAAGAUCACCUGCAUCCAGAAGCUGCAUACAGCUAGGGAGAAGGAAGAGGUAUACAGCAGGAACUAGACUCCUUCCUCAAAUGAAGAAGCAAAGCGUAGGUAUUUAAUAGGAUGUCUUGUUACAGUCUUUAUCUCAGAGGUUGUCAUCAGCUGAAGACAACUGUUUUCUCAAGCAGAGAGACUGCUCCUCUAGAGCAUCCUCUCCUACACAGACUUGCGGAGUGGAGUUACUGGAUUUCAGCAUAACUAGCUGAACUUCAAGACUUCUGCUUUAGAAAUUUCUGAAGCUUUCUGAUGUUGAAAGAUUUAAUCCAAGAUGGUUUCUGCUUCUUAAAUACUCAUCUCUUGAAAUCUUUCCUAUAUACAUUUGAAGCUUCAGAGGAAGGUGAGAGGAGCAUAAAAAUAACAUUCAGGUAAAAUUUAAUGCUGUGGACUUUGGAGUGAGUUUAACGUCUUUAAGCUGACUGUGCAACUGGUAACUGCCAGCACAGCUCAGAGCAAGAAUGGUAUCUUGCCUGUUAGAUUGGAGCAAAGAACUAACCUCGCUGGAAAUAACUUCUCUUUUUGGAUAGUGAUUUUUCUCUGAUAGUGCUGACUUAAGCAUAUGUCACUGGACACAGAGGAGACAUCCAGUUUGAUUUGGAGCAGAAUGUUGGAAAUCAUUGUUUGACUAAAAGGGUCCUUAACCUUUGUCGGGCUAAACUUGCCUGAGAACGAACAACAGCGCUUUCUUCCUUUCUGGCUAGAGCUAGAACACAAGAUUAGCUGAAGUGCUGGGUGCCUAACUUACUGGAGUUUGGCUGUGUGAUUUUGAAGCAGCUGCACACAGUUACAAGCCUUAAGACUCUUGGGAAGUUGACAUGUUCUAGUCAUACACACUGUUACCAGAGGUCAGUACCAAAUGUGUGUAAAAGUAAAGUUUAAAAAACCCACUACAAUGGGCAACUGAAGAAUCAUAUAGACGGGUACUUCUUGGUGCUGGCAGUAGCUGUUUUUAAUUUUCUGAACAAGAAAACUCAUCUCCAAUUGAAAAUAUGAACAUUCUUACCUACAUCAGCGUCUGUUUUCUCCCAAGUACUUUUUCAGAGAGUGAACACCUUCAGCAUAAAUUAACUUCAUCUAUACUGCUCAUUCUAAAGAGCUGAAUUUAGCAUUUCCAAGUAUAUCUUAGCUUUAGAUUUGUUUUGACUAUCCCUCUAAAAAAAUUAAUAAAGUUUUAUGAAGGCAACACUAGUUGAUGGUACUACGGGUUUAAGCAUCUACUGAAUUGUACUUCUGAUUAGGUGUUCAUUUAAAACUGACUUGUUAUAAGCUACUUGUGGGACUGAAUAUACAUCUAAAUGAAAUCAGGGAUGGAGAAAAUGGGACAGAUAAGCAUAAUGCUGGAUUUCUUGAAGUCUAGUAUAAAAUGGAUGGUUGGGGACAGAAACCUUCAGAGAAGACAGACUUCAGUACAUUUUCAGAAUAGCAAGUAAGAUGUUAAAAACUUACUAAUCAUAUGAUUCAUUAUUCAUAUAAUUCAGCAUAUCGGUAUAUUGAUAUACUUUUGGUUUUAAUCAUACUAAAUAAAAUGGUAAUUGGUAAUAUAUUGAAUUACACCAGCA